AUGGACGAGCUCCGACAUAGUCUUCUCACCUACCCAGACUGGGGAUUUGUCAUCUAUCGCACUACCUACUCCGCUGAAUCAGAUACUCUAUUCCCAGACGCUAUUCGGUUUAUUGAGGGCUGUAUCAAGGAAGAAUUCUUCGCAGAAGCCGACCGACGUGCACCCAAUGAGCCAAGCGAAAUCUGGGCUAAACACCGAUCGACCAUCGUGCAAGAUCCUGCUCAAUUUGACGGGGCGUCCCUCGAGACAAUUCGCGCUCAUUUCGAGGCCUGGGUGGAAGCUCAAGGCCUGCGUGACUAUUGGACCACAUGGCGAAUGUGCAUGAUUAUCGAUGAAGAAUCUCUGCAGACUUUGAAAGGUGCACCAAUCGAGGCCCUUGAAGAUGGAACCCUAGACGACGCCGACAAAGAGCUUCGAUAUGUAAAGGUUCUUGAGGCAUUCCCAAUUGUGGAUAAGUAUGAUACAUUUCCGGGGUGGAUGAAAUGUUGGCCAUAUGUCCUUUUCGAUCUCUGGUCGAUGAUGGGAGAUGGUGACGAGAUGAGGGGGUCAUUUUGUCGCAUUGAUGAUCCUCCCCUUGAUGAUGAUGAAGAUUUUCCCUUUCCAGGAGUGUACUGCGGAUGA
This is a messenger RNA of Penicillium bovifimosum, 621 nucleotides long. RefSeq lists its product as uncharacterized. Bases 1 to 621 code for a protein of 206 amino acids. NCBI's taxonomy places the organism in Eukaryota, Fungi, Ascomycota, Eurotiomycetes, Eurotiales, Aspergillaceae. The transcript has a single exon. The record is from RefSeq and is a predicted model, not a curated record.